UUAUAUGCCUUGUAUUGCUUUUCAAUUGCCUUUGUCCUAAAUUUUAUGAAGUCUUUAUAAAGGUUAUUUUUCUUCUUGCAAGCAUUUUGUAAUGCUUGCAAUAUAACCUUAGUAGGAUAUAAAGAUGACGAAAUUACUGUUUGAUAUUGAGACAUUUUACAGCAUGCACAUUUGAUAACAGCACUAACGUUUGUGUAAGCUAUGAAUAGCCCAGUGUUGAAAUAAAAAUAUAUUUCUUUUAACAUUUUGAUUCAUUUAAUGAGGUCAUUUUAAUCAAUGUCUCAAACUUAAUACCGUGAUGAUGUUGUGUUUUCCGUGCAGGUUGUUUGAUUUCCGACAACCCAUUUUGAUGGUGGCUGACCCUGAUUUUAUUAAAACUGUGCUGGUGAAAGAGUGCUACUCUGUGUUUACCAACCGGAGGGAAGCUGUAGGGGAUGUAUCUUUGAAGGAUGCAGUUACAAACGUUAAAGAUGGAAGGUGGAAAAGAAUCCGGAGCUCUUUGUCCCCGUGCUUCACAAGUGGACGACUCAAACAGGUUUUCCCCAUCGUUUCUCGCUAUGCAGACAAACUCACUGAAAAACUUGGAAAAAUGAAUUUGGAUGAACCCAUCGAUAUCAAACAAUUCGUGGGACCUUACAGUUUGGACGCUGUGACCAGUGCAUCUUUUAGUGUUGAGGCAAACUCCAUAAACGAUGCAGAUGACCCAAUUAAUGUCCACAUCAAGAAGAUUCUUGACUUUAAAAUAUGGCUUUUGCUAUUAUUGAUGAUGUUUCCCUCUGUUGAUAAUCUGUUGAAGGCCCUGAAAAUUGAACUCAUGCCAAGCCUCAGCGUGAAAUAUUUCUAUGACAUUAUCAAGAGAUUUAAAGAUGAGCAUCAAGCAGAGGAAUCUAGUCGAGGGGACUUCCUGCAUGUGAUGCUUCAGAAUGAGAUACCAGAAACGGACAUAAAGGGCGAAGAAGAUCAGCCAACUAAAGGUUUGACUGAGCACGAGAUGCUUUCCCAGGCCUUCAUUUUCAUCUUUGCAGGCUCCGAUACCACCAGUGUCACCAUCACUUGCCUCCUUUACAGUCUGGCCACCAACCCGGAUGCAUUGCAGACCCUGCUGGAAGAAAUCGAUGCCAGCAUACCAAGAGAUGCUCCUAUUUCAUACGAGGAUGUGAUCGGUCUUCAGUACCUGGAUCAGGUCAUUUGGGAGUCGAUGCGUUUCAAUCCCACUGUACCUCGAAUUGAGAGGAAUUGCAAGAAAACGUCCCAGUUCCACGGCAUCACCAUCCCUGAAGGAACUAUCGUGAGCAUCCCUGUGUCCAUGUUACACAUGGACCCGCGCUUCUGGAGAUCACCUGAGCUUUUCAGACCGGAAAGGUAAAAGAAGAGAGCCGGGGAGGAGGUGAACCCGUAUGCUUACAUGCCGUUUGGGCUCGGUCCUCGCAACUGCGUUGGGAUGCGCUACGCCGUCCUCACCAUGAAGGUGGUUCUUGUCCGUCUCCUGCAGGAUUACUCUGUGGAGACAUGCAAAGACACCGUGAUUCCUUUGGAGUUGAACUGGAUGUUCCAGCCAAAACAGCCAAUAAAACUACAAUUUGUUCCCAGGAAACAAUAGCCCAAACGGGAAAAUCUCUGAAUAUAACGCGCUUUAUAUCAAUAUGUAAUGUAAUUAAAGGGGGAAGAGGAGAAAGUAUUGCAUUUUUAAGCUCAGUAAAAAUAAAUGAAUUGGUCUAUAUUGUUUCAUCUUAUUUUGCGUUAGAUUUGCUUUUCUGCCAUUAUACAUUUUGAAAAGUCUGUAGUCCUAACUUUGCAGAAAAAUGCUAAAGUGAUUGAUGAUUUAAGAGUUGCUGGAUUAUUUACUCAAUAUCAUCAUGUGUAUAUUAACAACAAGAUCAGUAUUGCAAUUCGCUGGGAUGUUAAAAGCAAAUACGUGUGGUGACUACCUAUUUAUACACUGGGUUCAUAAUUCAUACAUGGAACUACAGUUGGGGGUAUUGUUCCCACACGGACAUGUUACACUGAGCAAAAAUAUAAACGCAA
Notothenia coriiceps (black rockcod) is the source of this 2025-nucleotide messenger RNA. RefSeq names its product cytochrome P450 3A29-like. Lineage: Eukaryota; Metazoa; Chordata; Actinopteri; Perciformes; Nototheniidae. The record is from RefSeq and is a predicted model, not a curated record. Gene Ontology annotation, molecular function: oxidoreductase activity, acting on paired donors, with incorporation or reduction of molecular oxygen; heme binding; iron ion binding. The transcript is spliced from 10 exons.